Molecule: messenger RNA, 1507 nt
Organism: Sorghum bicolor (sorghum)
Lineage: Eukaryota; Viridiplantae; Streptophyta; Magnoliopsida; Poales; Poaceae
Product: 11-beta-hydroxysteroid dehydrogenase 1B
Exons: 7
Coding region: 303-1349 (348 amino acids)
Source: RefSeq, a predicted model, not a curated record
GUAGGGCUAGGGCUAUAUUGCAUCGAGAUUGAGGGAAAGCGGACGGGUGGACGAUAUCGAUCCAGUAGGUGUUGUACGGGAGACACAGCGUCCACCGCUGUGUCCGCUCGCUCUCGGCCUCGUUGCUCUCCACGUCUCGGCUGCCGGCAGAGAGGCGUCCUCCAUUGCUGCGCACAUCCAUUAAAAGUUAAGAAGGCACGGGGCCGGGAGCGACUAGCGAGGCUCGUCGUCUUCAUUCGUAGUUCUUCCAUCCCCUGUGCGCAACUGAGAGCAAGCAGGCGAAGAUCGAGGGCGUCGUCGUCAUGGAUCUGGUGAACGGCGUGCUCAACUGGGUGGGGACGCCGGCCAUGGUGGCCUGCCUGCUGCUCUUCUACCCGCCCUACUACCUCUUCAAGACCUGCUACUCCUUCCUCUCCUGGCUCUUCCCCGAGGACCUCGCCGGCAAGGUCGUGCUCAUCACCGGCGCUUCCUCCGGCAUCGGCGAGCAACUGGCUUACCAGUACGCUCUGAAACGGGCCUCCCUCGCCCUCGUCGCAAGAAGGGAGUCGAGCCUCCGACAUGUCGCCGACCGAGCACUCGAGCUCGGCGCGCGCGACGUCAUCGUCCUCCCGGGCGACGUCUCUGCCCCCGAUGACUGCAACAGAUUUGUUCAGACCGCGAUCAGUCACUACGACCGAUUGGACCAUCUCGUGUGCAAUGCCGGCAUCGCGAGCGUCGGCGCGUUUCAGGAGAUUCCAGAUGUCACAAAAUACAGCUCUCAGCUUGAUGUCAAUUUCUGGGGUUCUGUUCAAACGACGUUCGCUGCCCUGCCUCAUCUGAAGAGAAGCCGAGGAAGGAUUGUGGUGACUGCAUCUGCAACCGGAUGGAACCCAGUUCCUAGAAUGAGCUUCUAUAAUGCUGCCAAUGCUGCCCUCAUAAACUUCUUCGAGACGCUGCGGACUGAGCUAGGAAACCAAGUUGGGAUCACGGUGGUGACGCCCGGGUGGAUCGAGUCCGAGAUGUCGAAAGGGAAGUACCUCAAGGAGCAUGGCGAAGUGGAGGUUGAUCAAGAAAUGCGCGACGCUCAGAUCGGUCUGUUCCCGGUGGAGUACGCCAAGAACUGCGCCAAGGCCAUGGUGCAGGCGGCGCAGCAAGGCGAGCGAUACCUCACCGUGCCGGCGUGGUUCAGGCCGAUGUACCUGUGGCGGGUGUUCGCGCCGGAGGUCGUCGAGGCCUGCUACCGCCUCCUGUACAUGCACGGCCAUGGCGCCAGGCAGGCCGACACGGCGAGCAGGACGAUGGCGGACUCCGGUGGUAAGCAGCUGCUGUACCCGACCUCGCUGCGCUCUGAGGAGAUCAAGAGUGACUGAGGUCAGGUCAUGUGCCUGAUAUGCAGUUGAAACUUGAAUGGUCCCAUGGAACGAGUGGAGUAUAGAAACUGUAGACGAGAACGAACAUUUGUGGUUAUGUCAAUAUGCUGUGUACCUUGGUAAUGAAUAAAUAAGCUAUGCUUCUGGUGGUGCUCUCU